GCCUGACCGGCAAAAGACCUCGAUGGGGAGCCACUCGGUCGCUCUCUGUACAGUCUUAAAAACGGCUUUUGCUUUUCCAUUUACCAAAGCCCAGAAGGUCACGACUCGCUAGCUGCCAUAGCGGUGUUUGCUGGGUUUCUGUCGCUGUGGUGAACGCCUUUUUCAGUGGUACAACGAAUUUUUCCUCCGGAGCCUCGGACCCGCGAUCCCUGCUUGAUAUUUUGAAGCUCACGCCACUUCUCCCUCGGCCAUUUAUAGUGCUUUCCACGGCAGCUAAUCGACAACCGUCCAACUACGUCCCUCGCAUUUGAGCGCUUGUCACCUCCCUCUGUCGCUGAUACUACAUCACGGUACCGGCUUCUCAGGCUUUUACCUUGCGACGACCAUGUCUGGCAAAAACCUCCCCACAUUCACCCCGGCUGAGAUCGAGUCUCAUAACAAUGCCAAAUCCUGCUAUGUGACCCUGGGCUCCAAGGUCUAUGACGUUACCGAUUUUGUCGAUGGUCAUCCCGGUGGUGAGGAAUUGGUUCUCGAGUAUGCUGGCAAAGACGUGGCGGAAAUACUGCGCGACCCGGCCUCUCAUGCUCAUUCGGACUCGGCAUACGAAAUACUGGAAGAAUGUCACAUUGGGUUCGUUGCCUCGGAAUCAAAUGGCAAGGCUGUGAACGGAUGCGCUUCUCAAGCAAAAGAACGACCGCUGUACGCCACGACUGGCAUGUCCUGUGAAGAGGACCUGUCUGUCGACACCGACUACACCAGGGAUUAUCAGACGCACAAGUUUUUGGAUCUGAACAAGCCUCUCCUUGCCCAGCUCUGGAACAGUGGGUUCACCAAGGAGUUCUAUCUGGAUCAAAUCCACCGCCCGCGGCACUACAAGGGAGGGGAGUCUGCGCCACUUUUUGGAAACUUCCUUGAGCCUUUCAGCAAGACCGCUUGGUAUGUGGUUCCUAUUAUGUGGCUUCCUCCUGUCACAUAUGGGACUGUCCUCGGGUUCUCUGGUCUGGCGAAUGUGCCGGCUGCCUCUGCUUAUUGGGUCGGCGGACUUUUCCUCUGGACCUUGAUCGAAUACCUCAUGCAUAGGUUUUUGUUCCACAUUGAUCGCUAUCUUCCCGAUAACCGAGUCGGUCUUACUCUCCACUUUCUGCUCCAUGGAAUCCAUCACUAUCUACCUAUGGACAAGUAUCGGUUGGUCAUGCCACCGGCUUUGUUUAUCGUCCUAGCCACCCCGUUCUGGAAGUUGGCUCACACCGUGUUCUUCUACAACUGGUAUGCCGCUCUGACGGUAUUCUGUGGCGGUGUCUUUGGCUACGUCUGUUAUGACUUGACUCAUUACUUCCUUCACCACCGCAAUCUUCCCGCCUACUACAAGGCACUCAAGAAAUACCACCUUCAGCACCACUUUGCGGACUUUGACAACGGAUUCGGUGUCACUAGCCGCUUCUGGGAUCGAGUGUUCGGCACCGAGCUCGAGACUCCGCCUCCCAAGGAUGUGAAGACCCAGUGAACGGGUUUCCGUGGUAUUAUACAUCCUGAUGCUUCUCUCCUGAGUCCUUCGCGAGUAUUAACACCUCGCUUCAUAUCCUAUGUUUUAAUGAGUUGGGCUUCUUGUGAAUUUCGUGUACAUUGAU
Molecule: messenger RNA, 1628 nt
Organism: Aspergillus ibericus CBS 121593
Lineage: Eukaryota; Fungi; Ascomycota; Eurotiomycetes; Eurotiales; Aspergillaceae
Product: fatty acid alpha-hydroxylase
Exons: 4
Coding region: 386-1504 (372 amino acids)
Biological process (GO): fatty acid metabolic process; lipid biosynthetic process
Cellular component (GO): membrane; endoplasmic reticulum
Molecular function (GO): iron ion binding; fatty acid 2-hydroxylase activity; heme binding
Source: RefSeq, a predicted model, not a curated record